Messenger RNA from Danaus plexippus (monarch butterfly), 2269 nucleotides. RefSeq names its product IDLSRF-like peptide. The coding region runs from base 123 to 713 and encodes 196 amino acids. Gene Ontology annotation, molecular function: protein binding. The record is from RefSeq and is a predicted model, not a curated record. Lineage: Eukaryota; Metazoa; Arthropoda; Insecta; Lepidoptera; Nymphalidae. The transcript has 5 exons.
CUCGCACCAGUCUCGGCUGAACAGUCGAAGCGGGCGGACGGUCCAUUCGACAUCAAAUCUUACAUUUUAUGUACUAAUUUAUUGUGAUUUAAUACUUCUGCUGUCCAGUCAUCGCGUAAGAUAUGUCCCCGUACAGAGUGGCAGCCUGCGCUGUGCUGCUAGCUAUAUGCUGCACACCAUCCGUUGUUCUGUCUCUAGACUUGAACAAGCUAUACGGACAUCAUACUAAGCGAUCUGAAUAUUGUCAUCCAUACGAGCCGUUUAAGUGCCCCGUGGAUGGGAACUGUAUAUCCAUCCAAUAUCUUUGCGACGGCGCUCCCGACUGCAUUGAUGGCUAUGAUGAGGAUUCCAAACUGUGUACUGCAGCAAAACGACCGCCAGUAGAAGAGACAGCGUCGUUUCUUCAAUCGCUUCUGGCAUCCCACGGCCCUAAUUACCUGGAAAAAUUAUUCGGCAGUAAAGCCAGAGAUGCUCUUGAACCACUUGGAGGUGUCGAGAAAGUUGCUAUUGCUCUAUCAGAAUCACAAACUAUCGAGGAUUUCGGAGCAGCGCUUCAUUUGAUGAGAUCUGACCUGGAACACCUUCGCUCUGUAUUCAUGGCUGUUGAGAACGGUGACCUUGGCAUGCUGAAGUCCUUGGGCAUCAAGGACAGUGAGCUCGGUGACGUCAAAUUCUUCCUGGAGAAGCUGGUGAACACCGGUUUUCUCGACUGAAUAGCGCCGGAGUCAGCCUCUGACUACUACCACGUCGUCCAAUUUGGUCCCAUCAGCUCCUCAUUCUACAGUUACCUUCCCUACGACUCCCAUAAGUAUAAGAGAAAUUAAUAUUUCUCUCUGUAUACCCGAGAGAAUGAUGUAUGUUUGUAAGCAUAGUUGUUCGUCAUCAGUAUCGUUCUGCAACCGGCCACGUAGAUCGAUUUGAUGCGAGCCAUUUUAUAUUAGUUUUUUUUUUUAUUUAUGAAAACUUUAAAGAUAUAUCGUAUUUGUCGUUCCAUGUCUUUUAAACCAUAGGAUAGUUGGUGAUAUUAAUUUUUCUGAUAGCAGUAGGUUAAGAAUGUAAAUUUAUUUUUUUAUAUUUUAUGAUUUUUUUGAUGCAGUUUCGAAAACUGUAUCUGAAAGUUAUGAUCAGGGAAAAUUCUCGCGUCUAUAUCAUGAAUGCGUAAAUGGUAAAAUUAAGAGGCAGUAAGACUGUGACGUCAUUUUCCAUCAAUCUCAAGCGUGAGUUUUAUUUCUCUCUGAAACCAUUCAAGUGUAACUUUUGGCAAGGUAGGACAGAUCUAAAAUAUCGCAUAUCGUGACCCUGUUCAUAACUUUUUCAAUUAGAAUGCGAAUGAGUGUAUAAAUGUCGCUCUAAAUCCUAAAACUUUCUCCUAAAAAGACGAUGUCAGAGGCGACUCCAUUAAAACGUCAAUGUCCACGAGAUAAAGCUUACGAAAAAAAAUCUCUUUAUUCUUAGAUGGAAAGAUAAAACCAAGUAAAGAAUGCAUGCGCUUUGUAUUUGGCUUUUGGAAACAUCCAAAGUAGGACCAUAAAUACAUAUCAUAGUAAUUUAGAUGUCUACUAAAUCGUAGAUAAAAAAAAACAUUAGUGGAUAUAGGACAAUUAUUUUAAUAUGAUCGGUAUUGUAGUGUUUAUGAAACAUUUUAGAUUUCUUUAAUAUGUAGUGAAACUCGAUACAUAUCAGCGUCGGAGGUGCUCCGAAAACACAUACAUAUCAAAAUUAUGUGAUUUAAUAAAUGUUAGUGUGUUAUAUUUAAUAAUAUAUACAUUAAAUAAAUCUAGUAGUGCAUAUCUCUCUAUCUUUAUGGCUAUUGUUAAGAUAUUUGGUCCGUCAGAGGAUUUGUAUUUGUUGAAACUUUUGUCAAAUGCGGGCUAUGAAACAACGAAAAUCGUGUAAGGUCACAUUUGAUCGGACGUAACAUCUGUAAGGUUUGGAAAGAUGUUGUUAAAUGUAAGCAAAAAUGUCAGAGUGAAAGUAUGUCAUGAUGGAUUCUAUAUCAAUAUCACUAUACGAUUGCGAAGCCUGUGUUUGUCAAGAGUAAGCAAACCGUGGGGAUUUGCUUGAGAACAUCUCAGCUCUGCAUCAAGGCAGCCUUGAAACUAAAUGUCUAUAAAUGAAGGGUAAGGUAUAUUUAACUUUCGUCAAAUCUCUAUAUACCUAGCUAUAAGAAAGUUACCAAUAUGAAUCUUUUAAAUCUAUUACCUACGUUUUGAUCUAAGUAUAUGGCUUUUCCUUGAAACAAAUAUAUAAUAAAUGAAUCAUCUUGAAA